AGAGAGAGUGUGUGUGUGUUAUUUCUGUGAUAUAACAAGUGAGGGAAUGUGUUACCUGUGUGCUUACAUAUACAUAAGUUGCCUACAUGGGAUUACAAAAGCCGUUUAAUGUUUUCAAAUAUCUUUCUAUUCGUUCUUUUCUUUCCUUUCAUUUUUCUCUUUCUGAUUGUAAUUAGUGUCUGAUACCCUGGUACACUGACGCACGGCAGGUCACAGGGGUCACAACUGGCACAGGUGUUCACAUUCUCAUGCACCCGACUGCAACACCUGAGAAACCUGUCUGCCAUGCUGAACAUGACUGGAAUGAACAGAAGAAGAAACAUCAAUGUCCAAGCCAGACUCAGCCACAACCACAACCUCAUCUGUUCCUUGCCUCCUUCUAAUCUUUUCAUCCAGUCGUCAGCAAUCUCACUGCCUGGGUCAUUCAUUAACCUGUAUCGACACUCUGUCAAGCAACUCAAACACGAGUCCUUCUGUUGGUGAACAGAGCUACACAACCGUCCUUCCUCCAUUCUGUGAAUGUCAAUCUACACUCCCCUUCCUCCACCCGGCACCCCACCGACCCUUCUCUCAAGACUCCAGGCAGCGGAUUGGCGUCCCCCUGUAAAGUACAGAAGGUAAGUAUUUGCUCCCUUCACUAACCCCCGAGCUCUGGUCUCCACAGGUGGAAGUCAAGCUGGCGACACCUGCACACAGGUGAGCUGAUCGACUACACGAAGUUUGUCUAGCGGGGACAAUCAGCUUCUGCUCACCUGUUCAUUGUUGUUUACCACGCACCUAGCAGGGACAAUCAGCUUCUGCUCACCUGUUCAUUGUUGUUUACCACGCACAGUCAUUGACACCUGGCGGCGGCGUCUGUCGUCGUCAUGGCUGCACGCGCCACCGCUGCUCGGCACCGCGACUAGGAGGUUCAGUGCUGGGUCAAAGACAUUCACCUCGCCAGUGAGGAGUUGAGGAUACGAUCGUGGAAUGGUAUUCCCGUAAAAAAAAAGUCUUUUAAAGAAAAAGAAAAUAAAACACAGGAAUGGCGGCGUCGGUACCGAGCAAGUCGGUGGCUGGAUGUAACUUUGUGGCGAAGGAUAAAAUUUGGAAGGACCACAUCCAUCACGAGACAACAGCUUCCAGAGCCUGGCCUGAGCUGUGGAGUUUCCUCACCACCAAUUACAACGAUCUCGUCAAAGACGACUUUCCAUGCAACGAUGAAGUCAGAUUACAUCGAGAAAAAGUUCGACAGGAGGCGACUUCACUGAUUCAGGUGCCGCCUUCCACACCAAUCGAAAAAUAUAUCAAGGUGUACCCAUCAACUCGCCCUUUUCCCAAGACAACAUCGCGAGAGAUCGGAUGGCGGUCGACUGAGAAGGAGCUGGCCCUUGAACGCUACGGGAAAUACGCGAAACCCAAAGGAGGGCUGGUCCGCCAGCUGAACUGGCCUCAGGAAGCCAUUGAAUGACCUGGGUCACGUGCACUUUCUCUGUAGUCAUGGCGUUUGCUUUUUGUCUUGCCAAGAGAUGGUCACUAGAUAGCAAAAUUCUUUCUUCUGUAUUUUUAAAAAUAUUUGUUUGUCUGCAUCAAGGCUUGCUCUGGUCUUUUUAACUCUUCAGAUUAUGUUUACAAUUAAAUCUUAGGUUUCUUUUCUAUUUUGUUUGCUAUAAAAGACUAUACAGUUUGUUUUACCGAAUAAAAAGUCUUGUGAUUGACUUUCGUGCCACUGUGACUAUACUGAAGGAAGAGACUGCACAGGGUCGUUGGCAGCAGGACCUGUGUAGAUAGUGCCGAGUGUCAGUAGUGUGUCAAAGAUGGUGAUACACACAGGUUCGCCUUGCACUGAACCCCACAAUACUGACAGCUAAUCCUUGCAGAGGACCUGCGAAAACACAUUCUGUUUCAAAAUGUAAAUGAAAGGUGGAAGCACAGCUGGCCUGCCAUUUCGUGCCGCUACACCUACGUCCUGUUUGGGGAAUAAUUAUGGGCACACUUACACACUUAGCGGAAACACUCACGAUGCUCAGCACAAAUGCUCAUGACGUUUAGCACAAAUGUGAGGCAGACGUGCAACAAACCGCCAAAAAAUAAAAAUGUGGUUUCGCCUCCAACAGCAGCCACUCUGACAUGUAGUGGCUUUUCGCUUAAUUACAGUUGAAGUAAGGCGCGCGAUACAACCUAUGUUCAGAAAAGAAAAGUGAUUUUAAGGCCCCUUCUUCUCACCCGCUCUCCUCCCUCCGCCAUCCAUUUCCCCCACUCCAUCUUUCCCUCUAUGCACAUUUUGAUAUGCCAGAGUUUAGUUCCUCUCAAAGCUUUGCCAAGCUCCUCUCAAGGUGUAGUGAGGAGGUGGUGUCUAAACAUUACUACAUUGUGUCUAUUGUGACUAUUUUUGUACGCCUGGUUUUAUGUAAUGAAGACGAACACUUUUUUUUUUUUUGUCUCGCUGAACACUUUAUCAUCGCUACAUACUGUGUUCGUGAGGUGUGUAUGCUCCAUUACAGCUUCUAACAUUGCGGUCCUGCUCCACUUUGGGUCACGUGACAGUCUGACCAUACGGAGUCCAACAAUUCAUAGCAUCCAUGUUCGUGAGACGCCAACCGUUGUCUGAGACAUUUUUAAACUGUAAAAAUCUGGCCGAACGCUUGACUGAGUUUCGCAAAGUUUUUACCUGAUGGUUAUUAAAAAACUUGGUCAAACAUCCGUCUGGGUUAGUCAGGGUUUGCCUGUCGUCAGCAAUGGCCUGUGAUGCGCUCACCCGCAUACAUCUACCCGCUCACGCACACACGUGUGCGCAUAUUUAUGCUCACGCACGCACGCAGUAGAGGGCGAACAAAACGAGGGUGAGGUGAGGGUGUGAGGAGAGAGAGAGAACAGGGAGGGAAUGUGCAUGGGCGGAUACAUGGAGGAGGCGCAUGCGUAUUCACACCUGCAUAGAGUUAGGUUAACUGCGCUCGCAGUAAAAAAAAUAAAAAAUUAAGGCGCAAUGUUGCCGACAUGCUGCCGGCAGUACGAGGCAGCUCUUGAGGUUGUGUUAAAGUGUGUCGUUUUAUGUCUGUCAAUGAUGUGAAUAUGUUAACCAAGAUUGACAUCGCUCCGGGUGCAAAGAUAAAAUCAUGCGUACUUCACCCGGAUCACCCCCACCAACACCCCUCCUACAUCACAUUGUUUUCUACUUCAUUUUUUUCUUCUCCUCGCUUCUCGGGCUUGCCGAGACAUGACGAGAUUUAAAUACAGUUUUGACCCGCAGGUGAGUAGCGGUCCUCCCUCUCCCUCCAUGUGUGUCGCAGUGGUCUGGGCGGCCAUGUGGCAGCACCGCGGUCUGGCAGCUCGCUUUUUUCCUCCUUGAUGAAACUGUUUAUUGCUUCACCGAUACUGAGGUGUUUGAGCAGAUGUGAACACGAUGCUCGGCUUCACCAGGCUCCUCUAUCAGUCGGGCUCUGCUAUCUGCUAUCUCUCUCCCUUCUCUCUCUCCCUCCAUUCUGCUGACCAUCCAUUUUCAGUUUGUUAUACCUGAAUGUUUCACCUGCUCUAUUGCCUCCACCUUCUGCUAAGGUUUUGAGAGUGUGUGACUGAGUGAAAAAAAGUUGUGGAUGAAUGAGCAGUGGUGUUGACCUUUCCUCCCCAUUCCCACCCCACCCACUCACACACCUAUCCACCCGUUUCUUGAAAAUUCCUCACCUGAACUGUGACACCCGAUAAUCAAAUGAUCUUUCUACUUGAUGACAACCUUUUGCCUUGAUGUCCUUUCUUGAAACCUUCUCGCAAGAACUCUCCCUCCCCCAGGCAGGGGAAGCUACUCCUUUACAGACGGGAGACAACUUUGUUGAUUUUCUCAUGCGAUGGCCAAAAGUGAUUGUUACCAUCACUGGACCAGGUUUGCUUGUUUUGCCUGGAUUCCGUGCAUGCUUCUGUGAGUGUGUUUGCGCGCGCGCGAGUGAAGGAAAGAGCUAAGAAGGAGAGAGUGUGUUAAUAAGAUGUCAGAGGUUUCUUUACAUCCCUCCAUAUUUCAGCACGUGCGACAUAUCCUUAUCUGAGGGCGGGGACACCCACAGUACACAAACUGCCGCGGUCUGUCAUUAAAACCUGCUGUGGGUGUGUCCGCGACCCCUGCCUGCAUCACCUUGCGAUGCCCUGCGAAGAUGCUUCUGCCGGAGAUAAUUUGCAGACUCGUAAACUUCUGCCACCCGGCGCAAGUGUCAUGUAGACAUACAGCGAGUCUGACAAGGACUGGCUGACCUGACAUCAUGAGUGAGUGACUAGCAGGCUGGGGUGGCAGGCAGGGUACCUCGCUAACCUCUAGGUCUAACCGCAGUUUAAAUGCUUGUAAAAUAUCUGGCACAGCUCUGCUACUGUUUGAUGGCGUGGGGGUGCCCCCUUGGUCUUCUAUGCUCACCGCUACACCCGCGCACAGACACUCACAAAUGACUAAUGUUUUGUAUCGUUCAAAAAGUUUUUUUUUUCUUUUUUUUUCUGUUUUGCCAGUCGUAUUUGAGUGCAGCGGCCCCGCCUUCACUCGCGGCCUAGUGUCUGGACAUGGCGACACUGUGCAGCUGAUGGCCGUCGCGCCAAACAAAAGACUUCUGUCCAUCCGGUAGACAGUCGAUUAGGUCACCCGACUGUUCUUUUGCCCUCAGACUGUAGCCCCAUCCUCGUGCCCACCCGCUGCACCCGCUGCCCACCCGCUGCCCACCCCCGACAGACGAUGACGCGGACGAGAAAUAACGCCGCGCUGUGUAGCCUCGGUGGCGCAGGGGUAUAGCGGUGCGCGACACCCGUUGUUCCUCGCGCGUGCUCCUGCAUGACUUUGCUCGCGUGCGCACGCGUGCGAGAAACAGACAGAGCCCCUAUUACAACAUCCCCUAGCUUGGAACCUUGUGCUUGUUAUUUUAAUACGAUAAGAAAAUUAGAAUUUAGCGAAACGUUUUUUUUUAUUAUACACAGACUUAAUGGUUCGUAUACACUUGCUACCCGGUCAUUAGGAAGGGUAUGAGGGCAGGGUGGUUCGAGAUUCCUUUAGUGGAGAUGGCUGCUGUUACAUACAUGACAUCUAGAAGGCGCCAGGCAGGAAAAAAGAAAUGGUUGGCAGGGACGAGACAUGGCAGUGGGGUAGAGUGUAGGGACAGAGAUGCGGGUACUGAGGAAACAUGCAGGACAGGGAGGAACGUGAAGAAAGUAUGGUACAGCUGACCUCACUGCCUGAGUCGUGACCUGUGUCCAAGCCUCAGACUAGUGCAGAGAUAUUUUAGACUGGACUGCACAGAAUUGAUGUGUGCUGUCUGUGACAACACCAUCGCUCCCUCCUUCUGUCAAACAUUUAAUUAGUUUGAUUGACAAAAAGCUAAAUAUGCAGCAGUGAUACUGGCAUACCUUAACUUACCUGUCAGCAGUAUUAGCGUGACAUAGCUAAUAGCUAAAGCUAGAUAAUAAGCUAAAUUUAAUUAUGCCCAUUGUGAACAAGCAGCUUUAUCUCGCUUUCAUAUGUUCGUCGCUCUCUCCUGCCUCGUGUCAUUAUCUGAGAACAAAGCAGUGUUGUUGCGGUGGCUGUUACUGCUUGACUAGCCUUGGCUGACUGUAGCCAUCAUGUUGAUAAUAUUUACAACAUUCACCUCCGGGUCAGGAGCGCACGUGUGUAUUUGUUAGCUACGAGUUGCUAACCGGGGUGCACGGGUGGUUUUCCGUGCAUACAAUGUCCAUAAACUACACAGGACCAGCGGGCUGCAUGGAGCUGUAGCAAGGACUGGACUCCAACAUGCAAGCCUCGCCUGGCAUCUUAAUUUCUCAGCAUUACAAAUACAAAACCAACUGUAAUUUUGUGUUAAUAAGCAGUAUUAACUGAUGCACCUUCUAAAAUGGAAUGAAUGUAAUUUAAACCAGCUGAGCUGUGGCUUGUCAUCCAUGACACCAUCUCUAGUGGAGCGUGAACUUUAUCACAUUCCCCUCUCUCAGUUUUCUUUUUUGUUUUUUUUCACGGCCACCCCUAUACAAUAAAAACAAAAUAUAAGAUAAAUAAUCCUGUUUCAGCACACAAAUGUCAAGACUAAUGUCAGCAGGUUACAAUGUUGCCUUGUACACACCCCGCACUGCCCUCCACCAUACAGUAUUAUACAUGUUUAUGUACCAGUAGUUGUUUUUGUCAUGUUCGAAACCAGAUGAUUACUGUAAAAUCGAAUAAAGUAUUUUUAAUUAAAACUGA
Messenger RNA from Pomacea canaliculata, 6175 nucleotides. RefSeq lists its product as uncharacterized. The coding region runs from base 1025 to 1450 and encodes 141 amino acids. The record is from RefSeq and is a predicted model, not a curated record. NCBI's taxonomy places the organism in Eukaryota, Metazoa, Mollusca, Gastropoda, Architaenioglossa, Ampullariidae. The transcript has 4 exons.